This is a messenger RNA of Manis javanica (Malayan pangolin), 3077 nucleotides long. RefSeq names its product MSL complex subunit 2 (gene MSL2). Gene Ontology annotation, molecular function: ubiquitin protein ligase activity. Gene Ontology annotation, biological process: protein ubiquitination. The record is from RefSeq and is a predicted model, not a curated record. Gene Ontology annotation, cellular component: MSL complex. NCBI's taxonomy places the organism in Eukaryota, Metazoa, Chordata, Mammalia, Pholidota, Manidae.
UGCAACUCUCAGGGACGGAGGAGGGGCGCCAGGGCCCCCAUGUGUGGGAGGAUUGCUUCAGCUCCACAAACUUGCAUGGAUUUUGGUUACUAUUUCGGCCAGUGCUUGUGCUCUGAUUGUCUCCGAAUUGUUGCAAAUUCGCCAUUGUUCUCUGGUUGCUUGCAAAGUUGGAUCCGGGAUUUCUUUUCAACCGGGAGCCAACGGUGUCGAAGUGUCUGCAAUGAACCCCGUGAAUGCUACUGCUCUCUACAUUUCCGCGAGCCGUCUAGUGCUCAACUACGACCCCGGAGACCCCAAGGCGUUUACAGAGAUUAACAGGCUUUUGCCUUACUUCCGACAGUCCCUCUCGUGCUGUGUUUGCGGACAUUUGCUACAAGAUCCUAUUGCACCCACCAACUCUACCUGCCAACACUAUGUCUGCAAAACUUGUAAAGGCAAGAAAAUGAUGAUGAAACCUUCAUGUAGCUGGUGCAAAGACUAUGAGCAGUUUGAGGAAAACAAGCAAUUAAGCAUCCUAGUGAACUGCUACAAAAAACUAUGUGAAUAUAUAACACAGACUACAUUGGCACGGGAUAUAAUAGAAGCAGUCGACUGUUCCUCUGAUAUUUUGGCUUUGCUUAAUGAUGGAUCAUUGUUCUGUGAGGAGACAGAAAAACCCUCAGAUUCAUCCUUUACUUUGUGUUUGACACAUUCCCCUUUACCUUCGACCUCAGAACCCACAACUGAUCCUCAAGCUAGUUUAUCUCCAAUAUCUGAAGGCACCCUCAGCAUUGCUAUUGGCAGUUCUGUUAUCAAUGGUUUGCCUACUUAUAAUGGGCUUUCAAUAGAUAGAUUUGGGAUAAAUAUUCCUUCACCUGAACAUUCAAAUACGAUUGAUGUAUGUAACACUGUUGACAUAAAAACUGAGGAUCUGUCUGACGGCUUGCCACCUGUCUGUGACACAGUAGCCACCGACUUAUGCUCCACAGGCAUUGAUAUCUGCAGUUUCAGUGAAGAUAUAAAACCUGGUGACUCUCUCUUACUGAGUGUUGAGGAAGUACUCCGCAGCUUAGAAACUGUUUCAAAUACAGAGGUUUGUUGCCCUAAUUUGCAGCCCAACUUGGAAGCCACUGUAUCCAACGGACCUUUUCUGCAGCUUUCUUCCCAGUCUCUUAGCCAUAAUGUUUUUAUGUCUACCAGCCCUGCACUUCAUGGAUUAUCAUGUACAGCAGCAACUCCUAAGGUAGCAAAAUUAAAUAGAAAACGGUCCAGAUCAGAAAGUGACAGUGAGAAAGUUCAGCCACUUCCAAUUUCUACCAUUAUCCGAGGCCCGACACUUGGGGCAUCUGCUCCUGUGACGGUGAAACGAGAGAGCAAAAUUUCUCUUCAGCCUAUAGCGACUGUUCCCAAUGGAGGCACAACACCUAAAAUCAGCAAAACUGUACUUUUAUCAACUAAAAGCAUGAAAAAGAGUCAUGAACAUGGAUCUAAGAAAUCUCACUCUAAAACCAAGCCAGGUAUUCUUAAAAAAGACAAGACAGUAAAGGAAAAGAUUCCUAGUCAUCAUUUUAUGCCAGGAAGUCCUACCAAGACUGUGUAUAAAAAACCCCAGGAAAAGAAAGGAUGUAAAUGUGGGCGUGCUACUCAAAAUCCAAGUGUUCUUACAUGCCGUGGCCAGCGCUGCCCUUGCUACUCUAACCGCAAAGCCUGCUUAGAUUGUAUAUGUCGUGGCUGCCAAAACUCCUAUAUGGCCAAUGGAGAGAAGAAGUUGGAGGCAUUUGCUGUGCCAGAAAAGGCCUUGGAGCAGACCAGGCUCACUUUGGGCAUUAACGUGACCAGCAUCGCUGUGCGCAAUGCUAGUACCAGCACCAGUGUAAUUAAUGUCACAGGGUCGCCAGUAACGACGUUUUUAGCUGCCAGUACACAUGAUGAUAAAAGUUUGGAUGAAGCUAUAGACAUGAGAUUCGACUGUUAAAUUUGUGGGUCUUUAAACCUACCUCUGGUAGGGAAAUAGCUACAGUUUUACGGCAGCUAUGGUUUUGUUGGUUUAAUAACUUGCCGGAGCUCCUGCAUAUAGAUCACUUGUAUCAAGUGUUUUCAUUGCUAAGUUAUAUGUGUUAGUGUCGGGGAAAUAGUUUGCAUAUAAUGGAGGAGUAACCCUACAACUAUAUGUCUUUAGUUCUUACAGAACCUCAUAGUUUGAGAACAAAUGCUGAUGCAACUGAUUUAUACAAAAUGAACUUUGGCAAGGAAAAUAACAUUAACCUCAUUGUUUAUGGUCAUGCUUUGUGCACAAUCAAAGUUUAUGAUUAAUUGUAAGGAAGUGGUACUAGUCAGUUCAUAAAGAUUGUGCUAAUUUUUUUGUGGAAAAAGUAGCCGUUAGGUUUGUUCAGGAGACUCAGUGCUGCCUUCAGAUGCCAUUGAUGCUUCUCCUGUUGAAAAGCUGAUGUGUCCAGCUCAACCUUUGUGCUGACAUACCAUUUCUAAUCAUGAAAAUCGGCUACAGGUGUAUGUAGCAGUUCGUAAAUCAGCAGUAUUAUGAAAGAAAAUUUGCCCAUUAGAAUGUUGAAGAAAUCUGUCUUUCAAAAGUGAACAAACUGAAAUUCCCUCAGACCCCAGAUGUUUAGCUACAAAACUCUUUAACUAGUUGAGCCCCUUUUUAGUUGUCUGACUUCUUUCUAGGGAAAAAAAUUCAAAAUCUUAGAUAAGUGAAAUGGAGAAGAGCAGUUUUAUUCUGAAAGUAUUUGAAUUUAGUUUGUGACAGAAUUUUUAAAAAAUUGUAAAAGUGUUUUAGAAAUUGGAAUUUAUUUAAAAUAGGUCUGGAAUAAUGCCUCCAGACUUAUACGGAUUUAUGCAUUAUAUGUAUUGCUAUUGGCCACUUUGAUUUUUGUUUCCUCUAGUAGUUUGCCGUAGAGUUUAUGUUGAAUACGCUCCUUUUUCUUUUUCUUUAGGGUGCUAUUUUUUAUGAAGGCUUCUUUAUAGAGGUCUAAUAAAAAUGCCUUUUGAAGCCUGUGCAUUUAGGUAGGUUUGAACCUAGGAGGAUUUUUUUUCUUUAGGAUGCUCUUUUGCAUGUAAAGCACAAACCAUUUCAGUUUAAA